AUGACCAAAGCACACAUCAAGUGCACCAAAUACGUCAAUGCCAGAAAGUACCUUGAUACAGAGGCAGACGUUGACUCGGAUGACGAGGGUAUAGAGGAUGAAGAUGAGGGUGGUUCCUUCAUAAAUGACCAGGCUUCUGAGGAUAGUCACACACCAGCAUUGUCAGACCCUCUGCAAGACGAAGCAGCAUGGGACAUCCUAGAGGAGUACCUCACCUUGGACAUGAACUUGCCUCAAAUGGAAGAUUGGAUGGAGGCGACGCGUGCAUUGUUCUCGGCCAAUGAAAACAAUACCCAGGCUUUGACAAAUCUUUGCCCCAUCAAGGCUUGGCACUUUUUGCAACCAGCGAAAGUUGCAGGGCCCUUGAGGGGGUCAUUCCAUCAAUCUGCAUGUGCUUGGUUCGACAAGGUGGCAGAUCUCGAGAGCAGUGAGGUCACACACCGCACUAUCAAGUGUUUUAUUCAAGAUGAAAUGGGCUCUAGCCAUGCAUACCACCUUCUGGAGUAG
Suillus paluster is the source of this 507-nucleotide messenger RNA. RefSeq lists its product as uncharacterized. The transcript has 5 exons. The record is from RefSeq and is a predicted model, not a curated record. Lineage: Eukaryota; Fungi; Basidiomycota; Agaricomycetes; Boletales; Suillaceae. Bases 1 to 507 code for a protein of 168 amino acids.